GCAUUGCCAUUGCCAAUGCCCGCAAGGCAAAAGCUAUAUUUCCCUUACCUCCGCCUGUUUGCAUUGUUCAUAAUUUAGCCGAAUUCGGGAGAGAAGAUGAGCGAGGCAAGUCCUGUGAGAAGGAGAGAAAGUCCAUGGGGGAUGCCGGAGGGAGAGGAUCGCCAACCUAAACCUCACAGAUGCAAUGACAGAGCUGAGGAUGUCAUCCAAGCUUGUUUUGAAGGGAACCCGUUUAAGACUGUUCCAGGACCAUUCAAGCUGUUCUGGCAAUGCAUGCGUUCUAAACCUGGGGAGGAACCAACGGAGCCAUUUACAUACUUGGACUUGGAUCCUCCAAAGAGAGAGGUGAAACUCGAGUAAGAAUUCAAAAUCCAUGUUAGAACGCAUACUAUCCAUAAGUGUUAAAAUUUCCGCUUUGAUACUGUCUCUUGCGAGUUCUCAAUGAGCACUUGGUUGAUAGGUCAGUUAAAUUGUCGAUAGGAUAGCAGUAAUAAUUAGUACAAUGAAAUAGCUUGUAUGCUUUUUGACCUUAUUGAAUAGAAUUGGUUAGUGGUUGCUGCAGUAUAUUUUCUUCUCAUGUCGGAUGCCUUUUACAGCUUGCAUGGUAAAUAGUCAGUAACAUUAAUAAGAAACUCCUCCCAAAAAAAGAGAGAUAAAGAAAAGACCCACUUUCUGAAUUC
Molecule: messenger RNA, 680 nt
Organism: Benincasa hispida (wax gourd)
Lineage: Eukaryota; Viridiplantae; Streptophyta; Magnoliopsida; Cucurbitales; Cucurbitaceae
Product: hexokinase-1 protein
Source: RefSeq, a predicted model, not a curated record